AAUAGGUAGAAGAAGUUGAGCCUCGGCCUCUUAUUACUCGCUUCCCAACUCAUCAUCCUCCUCCUCUCUCCCUCUCCCUCUCCCUCGUUCUCUCCGCCUUUCUCUCUCUCUCUUUCUCUGUUUUCUCAUUUCUUCGAAUCUCUCAUAUUUGAUACACACCGAAAUGGCCACGGCUUUCUCUCCCACGAAGCUCACUGCCACCGUUCCUCUCCAUGGAUCUCAAGAGAAUCGUCUCUUGCUUCCGAUCCGCUUGGCUCCUCCUUCUUCUUUCCUCGGAUCCACCCGUUCCCUCUCCAUUAUUUCUUCCCCAAGGCUGAUUCACGCUAAUGCCGCUCGUCGAUCUCCCGUCGUCGGAGUCCAGGAAGUUGUCAAGGAGAAGAAAGCCACCAAUAGCCUGUUGAUAACGAAAGAGGAAGGAUUAGAGUUGUACGAAGACAUGAUUCUGGGCAGAUCUUUCGAAGACAUGUGUGCUCAGAUGUAUUACAGAGGAAAGAUGUUUGGUUUUGUUCACCUGUACAACGGGCAAGAAGCUGUAUCAACUGGUUUUAUCAAGCUCCUUACCAAGACGGAUUCAGUGGUCAGCACAUACCGUGACCAUGUCCACGCGCUCAGCAAAGGUGUCUCUGCUCGUGCCGUGAUGAGUGAGCUCUUCGGCAAGGUCACGGGUUGCUGCAGAGGUCAAGGUGGAUCGAUGCACAUGUUCUCCAAAGAACACAACAUGCUUGGUGGCUUUGCUUUUAUAGGCGAAGGCAUACCUGUGGCCACCGGUGCUGCGUUUACCUCAAAGUACAAAAGGGAAGUCUUGAAACAGAAUUGCCAAGACGUCACCGUGGCGUUUUUCGGAGAUGGCACUUGUAAUAACGGACAGUUCUACGAGUGUCUCAACAUGGCUGCACUCUAUAAGCUGCCUAUCAUUUUCGUUGUUGAGAAUAACUUGUGGGCCAUCGGGAUGUCUCACUUGAGAGCGACCUCUGAUCCGGAGAUAUGGAAGAAAGGUCCUGCCUUUGGGAUGCCCGGUGUUCACGUUGACGGUAUGGAUGUGUUGAAGGUGAGAGAAGUGGCUAAAGAGGCAGUCACAAGAGCUAGAAGAGGAGAUGGUCCAACCUUGGUCGAAUGUGAGACUUAUAGAUUCAGAGGGCACUCCUUGGCUGAUCCCGACGAGCUCCGUGACGCUGCUGAGAAAGCGAAAUACGCGGCUAGAGAUCCGAUCACAGCAUUGAAGAAGUAUUUGAUAGAGAACAAGCUUGCGAAUGAAGCUGACCUAAAGUCGAUAGAGAAGAAGAUAGACGAGUUGGUGGAGGAAGCGGUUGAGUUUGCAGACGCGAGUCCGCAGCCUGGUCGCAGUCAGUUGUUAGAGAAUGUGUUUGCUGAUCCCAAAGGCUUUGGAAUUGGACCUGAUGGACGCUACAGAUGUGAGGAUCCCAAGUUUACUGAAGGCACUGCUCAAGUCUGAGAAGAUAAAGUUAACCUUUAGCUUGUGUCCUGUCUUUGGUUUCUGUUUGAUGUUUCUAUAUUACUACUAUUAAGUUAAAUGCUACAGAUAAUUAGUUUGAAUCAUUUGAACUUUUUGGUUUUUUUUUUUUUUGCUGGGUGUUACUAAAUUAUCAAAGUUUGAAGGGUGUUAUAUCAAUUAUGGGUUUGUA
This is a messenger RNA of Eutrema salsugineum, 1643 nucleotides long. Its product is annotated as pyruvate dehydrogenase E1 component subunit alpha-3, chloroplastic. Gene Ontology annotation, biological process: pyruvate decarboxylation to acetyl-CoA. Gene Ontology annotation, cellular component: intracellular membrane-bounded organelle. NCBI's taxonomy places the organism in Eukaryota, Viridiplantae, Streptophyta, Magnoliopsida, Brassicales, Brassicaceae. The coding region runs from base 164 to 1453 and encodes 429 amino acids. Gene Ontology annotation, molecular function: pyruvate dehydrogenase (acetyl-transferring) activity. The record is from RefSeq and is a predicted model, not a curated record. The transcript is spliced from 3 exons.